AUGCUGCCGUGUGAAGUUUCAGCACCACACGCGGCAACAGACGGGGCAAGAGAGGCCAUGGAGAUGAGGCUGAAGGCGCUGGAAGGGCAGCUGGAGGAGACAAGGAGGGGAUUGGAGGAGGCUGAGAGGAUCAGGGCAGCGGAAUUGGUACUAGUGAAAGGGGAGCUGCUAACAGUGCGAGGCGAGCUGGUGACAGUAAGGGGGGAAUUGCUAACAACAAGGGGAGAGCUGAUGACAGUGAAGGGGGAAUUGGACGCUUUGAAAGGUACUUUGUUAGGACCCAGAAAGGAGUUUGCUGAACAGAGGGAGUGCUUGCAGGAAGACAAGCUGGCUUCGGAGGAGGUGAAGGAGCUGAGGAAAGGAGUGUGUUCGGAUGAGGCGGAAGCGAUGCCAUGCCCAACACCGAAGCAUGUGGAGUUUGACGUUGAAGAGGAGCUCAGGAUGCGCCAAGGCAUUCAUAAGAUGGUUUGGCAGGUGCGAACGGUCAACCAGCGGGUUGAGCAGGAGUUUCAGCACGAGGGGGGCACGGGCGGAAGAAGGAGUGUUGCGUAA
Molecule: messenger RNA, 552 nt
Organism: Closterium sp. Naga37s-1
Lineage: Eukaryota; Viridiplantae; Streptophyta; Zygnematophyceae; Desmidiales; Closteriaceae
Source: the annotation of a GenBank genome assembly